CCCAUGGAACCAAGUGCUUACAAUUAGCGGAGGUUUUUGAAUCAACAUUUUCUGUAAUCUGCGCUUCUUUGUUGUUUUUUUUUGUCAGAAACAGCAAUCAUGACUAGCAAAAUGGUCGUUAAUCAGCCCAGGCCGUUCAUCAUGAACACGACAUCCCACGAAUGGACCUCUGGCAUCUGUGAUUGCUGCCAAGACCUGCCCCAGUGUUGUCUUGCCUUUUGGUGUCCUCCCUGCUUCGCCUGCAAGACAUCAUUUGAGGCCGGGGAGUGUGUGUGUUUACCUCUGCUGGAUGCUUAUGGACUCAUUCCUCCUAUAACCACAGCCCUCAGGGUGUCAGUACGCACGCGAUAUGGCAUUGAGGGUACAGUUUGCAAUGACUGCGUGAUUGCCUGCUGCUGCGGGCCCUGCAACUGGUGUCAACUGGCAAGAGAAAUCAAAGCAAGGAGUAGUCCCAUUACCUUCGUCAACAUGACGGUCCAAUAAGAACACAUUGCUGAAUUCCCCACAGCAUCAUCAUUACUUGUGAUCUGUUUCAAGCCGUCUGCCUCUGAGGAAUGUUACUGAGCAGCUGAUUAAAGAUCAGCACAUGAGGGUCAUAUGUGUUACAUCACUUCAUGACAGAGAAAAGAGAUAAGCAUUGGCCUUGGCUUUUGUCAUCCGCUAAUGCAACUUUUCUUUUUCCUCUGUCACUUCGAAGAUGUUUUAUGUGUUCCUCUGGCAGACGGAUCGCUUGAUCCCUAGCACUGAUUGUUAUUCUUUAGAAGUAGACUAUUUAUAUGUUUAUACAUGGGUUCAUUUUCACUUGUUAUGUGGUGGUGAUUUUUAGCUAUGUGGCUUUCGACUGGGGAUCUUGAACUGUCAAAAGCAUGUCUACUGAAAGAAAUUUGGUACAAAAAGUCACAAUCCCUAGAAGAUGAAUCAUCUGACUUUGGUGAUCUUCUGACGUUUUAUUUAGCAGGUUACAAUUUUAAGUUGUCCACUAUUUUUGUUUAUGACCAAAUACUGCAAAACUAAUAUUAUUCCCAUCAGCCAGCGACAACUGUACUUUAUGCUUCAUGCUAUAUCAAGACAGUGAACAUGGUAAACAUUACCUGCUUAGCAUCUCCCUAUUGGUGCCAUGCCGUUGUUCCAACUGCCCAUUACUCCAUAACCUCAAUAGCUUGAAAGGUGUUCCAUCAGCACUAAAGCCAAUCUGUUAGACAGCCGUUAUCCCAAAAACAAACACCUAUUGCUCCGAAGGCCCAUUUUUCAUACAUACAUACAUGCUCUCUCUCUAGGACUGUAAUCAGCCGGCCCUGCCACAUUAUUUUCAUUUCUACUCAGAAGAAGGCAUGACCUACCUUACUCUGCCUCUGACUGGCUUAACCCAGAUAUUCUUAUCAUAAUGGUAACCAAUCUCACUCAUCAUGCCUUUGACCCAACCAACCCAACCAGUGAAGGCAACAAGUACUAGCCAAUGAGAAGCAGAGUAGAGCGGGUCAUACCUUCCCCAUAGCAGGAAAAAAAAGUUGCCUAGGGAGGCUGGAUGAUCUGCUUUGAAAACUGUAUUUUCGUUAUAUAACAGGCUGUCGCACAAAUGGGCUCUUAGUCCAAUGGGACAUUUUAAGACUAUUGAGGUUUCAGAAUUAUGAGCAGUAGGAACAAUAGGGAGUCCCCAGUCUGGUGGUUGACAUUGUCAUUGUGAGUACGCUAUACUAGUAUACUAGCAUGCUGAUGGUAGCUCAAAGCACUAUAUGACAAAUUGCUAACAUGGAUGUAGACUGUCAACAUUAUUUUCCUGCAUACCUUUCAUUAUAAAGAUGUACAAAUUUCACUUUUCUUGUAUGACCAGUUAGAAUAUUGUAAUUGUUAGUCAGAAGAAGUUGCACUGCAGAUGCAUUUGUAAUAAAACAUACAGAGUUGUUCCACAUUUAUGCUCUUGAAUUAUUCAGUCUGUAUUAG
Molecule: messenger RNA, 1941 nt
Organism: Epinephelus lanceolatus (giant grouper)
Lineage: Eukaryota; Metazoa; Chordata; Actinopteri; Perciformes; Serranidae
Product: cornifelin homolog B-like
Source: RefSeq, a predicted model, not a curated record